Messenger RNA from Ceratitis capitata (Mediterranean fruit fly), 3189 nucleotides. RefSeq lists its product as uncharacterized. The transcript has 4 exons. Gene Ontology annotation, cellular component: cytoplasm. Lineage: Eukaryota; Metazoa; Arthropoda; Insecta; Diptera; Tephritidae. Gene Ontology annotation, molecular function: 5'-deoxynucleotidase activity. Bases 423 to 1910 code for a protein of 495 amino acids. The record is from RefSeq and is a predicted model, not a curated record.
ACACUGUUGUUUCGUGUGUUCGUGCGAUUUGUUUGCUACCUAUUAUCUGAUAUAGUUGACUCGAAUUCUGUUAUUUUCCACUUAAUUAAAUUUGUGAAUAAAAUUUAAAAUUAUGGUGACAGCAAGGGUGUGCUUAAUGAAUCAUAAAUACUACAUUAUUAACAACUGAAGCAAUUAUGGCAAGAGAAGUUCUGCUUGCUGGAUUCGAACUACAGUAACUUGGAUGCAUUGGGUUCUUACAGAGAAAAUACCAGUUAAAACUAACUAAGAAAUAAUUGUAUCAAUCUAACAAAGGAAGAAAAUUGUGCAAAUUAGUAAAAUAAAACAACGAAUUGGUGCUGAUUACGGGAUACCUUUGCAUAUUGGACUGAAACCCAUUAAAUCUUUAGCCGUUUUGCACGAGACAGUGUUACUUAUCGAAAAUGUUCUCAAUUCAGCAGCUGAUCAAAGCUCUCCGAAAGCUACAAAACACAAAUGCCAAAAAUGCUGGGAGCGAUUUAGUGAAACAAAACCUCAAGCCAGUUUUAGCAAUUUCAACCGAAAGAAUAACUGGUGUGGAAGGGAUAUCACCGCCUGCAAGCAUUAAAAAUGCUACUUCUAAAUUGUCACCCUCAGCUGUGACGUCAUUGCUCUCGUUAGGCAACACGAUGAUAUCACCAAAACAACCAGAACAACAACAGCAACAGCAAUCCCACCAAAGUGAGAAUAAUCAACAGCUGUUGCUGGGAACAAAUUCUAGUCAACAACAAAAGCAAACAUAUCAGCAACAAAAUUUGCUGCGGCAUACACAAGCACAUGAAGUCAUAUGUGAAACUAGUCCACAACGUAAUGUCAGUCUUGAUUUGUCUGCGAUUGAAAACGGUUGUGUUACUGCUGGUACGGAAUACCAAAUUGCCGUGAAUUCAUUGAAGACGACAACAACAAGAGCGCAAGCUAUAAAUUUAACAAAAACAACACGCUCCCAACAGAUACAGAAAUUCUAUCAACAGCAUCUACAUUAUUUCCAUACACAAAAUAAUCAAAAUUUAGAAAAUAAACAAACACAAUAUAACGCAAUGUCAUCAUUGGCAGCUGAACCGAAAACAGUAAAGCAAGACGAACAAACAAUGGCGACAACAAAUGGACAACAUCCAAUAAAGGAUGAAAAUACCAGCAACGGUAGCAGUUGUAAUGGUAAUGAACAGAAGAAUUCAUCCGGUAAGCCGUGCUUCAAUGCCGGAUUGGGACAAAUAAUACAGUUUAUGGAGCUGAUUGGUAACCUAAAGCAUACCAAACGCACGGGUUGGGUGCUGCGCAACGUAAGUGAUCCCGAAUCCAUAUCGGGCCAUAUGUAUCGCAUGAGUAUGAUGACAUUUCUGCUAGACGGUAGUGAGGGUCUCAAUCAAAUACGUUGCAUGGAAUUGGCUUUGGUGCACGAUUUAGCGGAGAGUGUUGUUGGCGAUUUGACGCCUUUUUGCGGCGUCUCCAAGGCGGAUAAGCGCGCGAUGGAAUUCAAGGCAAUGGAAGAUAUUUGCAAGUUAAUAGAACCACGUGGCAAACGUAUUAUGGAACUCUUUGAGGAAUAUGAAGCAGGCGAAAGCGCUGAAUCAAAGUUUGUGAAAGAUCUCGAUAGACUCGAUAUGGUCAUGCAGGCAUUUGAGUAUGAGAAACGUGAUAAUUGCCUAUUGAAACAUCAAGAGUUCUUCGAUUCCACAGAGGGUAAAUUUAAUCAUCCAUUCAUUCGGAAGCUAGUUGCCGAAAUCUAUGAGCAGCGUUUGAAUUUAGCGCGCGUCAAGGGUGCUACGCCACCGCCACCUGUGGAAGUACCAGAUAUUACGACUUUGCCGAGUACGGCAAAUGACGGUGCGACAGCGGCAGCAGCACCAACUGUGGAGUCGCCCAAAAGUGAAACGAGCACUACAAGCAGUUGAUUGCGCAGCGCAUGAAUGUAGUGUUUCGCGUAAAAGUUGAAAAUAAAAAAGUAGCGGCAUUAUAAUUGCUAGAGACAAAUUUGUCAGGCACCGGUUUGUUUGACAGCGUUUAGACAUAAAAAAAAAUAAAAUAAAAUAAAUAAAAUAAUCUGCGACUCUAACGAUAAACGUGCGUAUAUUUAAUAUGUACUUGAUUCCGUGCUUAAUACAAUUUUUGCUUUGCACUAAGCAACAAAAAACCUACACUUAAUUUUGACGAAACUCUCCUUUGUUUGUUUUUUGAUUCGUUUUGAUAGAAAGCUGUAUUGAAAGGUUUAGUGUUUGAUAGUAUAAGUAAAACAAUAAUAAUAAUAAUAAUAAUAAAAAUUUAAUCGGCACACAUUUUCACCUAUACGCUACAACAACAGUUGUAUAGAGAGACGUAAAAUAUGUUCUUUUAACAGUUAUUUUAAAUUAUAAACAAGUAAUUAAUUAUUUGUAGUUAUUUUAAUGAACGUAUUAAGUAUUUCAAUGUUCCAUGCUACAUUGUUGUAAACGUAAAAGCGAAUUGUACGUUAUACAAGAUAUACUGUUAGACGAUUUUAAAAUAAUAUAUAUGUGUAUGGUCAUAACCAUUGAAUAACAAAUUAUUAAUUAAUAUUAUUAUGUAUAAUGCAUCAGCCUUGUGAUAACUUAAAACUUCUUCAUAAUAAUUCAUUUAUAAAAUCUUUAACAACCUUAAAAAUGACAUGCUAAGUAUUUAUACAUAAUAAAUUUUUAAAUAAAACGCGCAGUUUGUAAUUGCAAGUCGAUGGGUUAUUAAUUAUUUUAAAUCGUAAUUGAAUAACAUAACUUGACGUAAAUAGCUCAAAGAACAAAACAAAGUAGAGAAUUGAAAUUUCAUCAACCAAAUCAAAUAAGUGUUUAGCAGUAAAGCGGGCUUUGUACAAAUACAUAAUAUUGUUUAAGUUUACGCCAAAUAUUUGCAUCUAUUGAAACUAUGUAUGUAUACUUGUAAAGAACAUCACGUUGGUUUAUUUAUAUUUAAACUAUUUUAUAAGUAACUCAGAUUUAUUAUAUAUUUUUUUUUUUUUACAUAAGUUCAUCAUUAAACAUGUACCUUUUAAACGGUAGCGAAAUGUAUUUGAGGCAAGCAAAUCAUAAAAUUCAUAACAUAAUUCUAAUUCAUAUAGACGCAUUCAUAAUUGAAAGCAGAAAAGUUGUAUAUUAAGAGAGGACAAAAACGCUUUUACUUCAUUGUAAUUUUGCAGUUUAUGAAAUGUAAAGAAAAUUUUAUUUC